Messenger RNA from Coccinella septempunctata (seven-spotted ladybird), 1640 nucleotides. Its product is annotated as tubulin polyglutamylase complex subunit 2-like. The transcript has 5 exons. The coding region runs from base 591 to 1526 and encodes 311 amino acids. The record is from RefSeq and is a predicted model, not a curated record. Gene Ontology annotation, biological process: protein polyglutamylation. Lineage: Eukaryota; Metazoa; Arthropoda; Insecta; Coleoptera; Coccinellidae.
UAAUAUCCAAUAUCUUGAGUAUAAUAUGAAUGAUUUGCCGAAUUAAUUUCGUCCAACGUUCAAUAUCUGAGCGCAAUGCGGGAGAGUUAAAUUAACUUGAAAUUGUCAGGUUUUUAGAUGUCAGAUUGCAAUAAUACGUAUCAACGUAUUUAGCGGAUUAUAUUAGCGGUUCCCAUUUUGCAUACGGAAAUUCUAGAACGACAGUUUUAAUUAUAUAGUACGUCUAUCAUCAUACAAUCCUUAAUCCGACUCUGCCGGAUAUUCAUAAAUGUAUUUUGAAGCCAUAAGUAUUUCCAAUCGUAACUAAAAAAAAACUUAAGAGGAUAUUUGAAAUAGUUAAAUACAUCUUUGAAAAGUAUAAUUGAAUUACAAAUACCAUAAUACCAAUUAUGUAUUUUUAUUUCAAAUAUGUAUUUUCAUUUCAAAUAUUUAUUUUAAUUCCGGGUAAUUAAUAUACUGCCCAAACAUGCGAGUCAGCAUAUAUAUAAGCCUUAAAAUUUUUAUAUAUUUCGACUGACCGGAAACCCGGAUUAGGGCAUAAGUACCGGGUGGCAUAAACCAGGCUUAUUGAUGUUUCAUAGGCUAGGUACAUGAAAACAGCAUUGAGGUUUCCUCUAUGGAAAACUGAAAUUAUCUACAUACAAAAGCUCAAAGCAAACGGUUUCUAUGGUAACUUUAAUGACUGUUCCAUCAAUAAAGAAUUUCCAUGUAUUACCGAACUACAUCUGAACAGAUCCCUUCCUGUACAACACAAUAUAAUUUGCGCCUGGGAACAAAAGCACAGUGUGUUAUUACCAGAAGAUGUGAGAUCUUUCUACGGAUCUACAGAUGGGUUUUUAUUCUCUUACAAAUACGUCUUGGCAGAUGAUAGCAACCAAUGUGCAAUGAAAGGCAAAUUAGAAGUCAAUUGUUUGAACGACUUGAUACAAAUUAAUGGAUACGAAAUAAGUACAAUCCCGGGAGUGAACAUGGAUGGUGAAAGAUAUGUCUUGAAAUUAGGCGCUGAGAGUAAAAUCUUCAUAUUGGAGACAUUGGAAAGGUUAGGAAAAGUAGUAUUAGUAUACAUAAAUUCUAGAUAUUUUCCGAAUAUUUGGAUACAAACUGAGAAUUCAGAAUUUUAUUUUUUAUCAGAUGACUUCACAACUUACCUUAGAAUGAGUAUACAUCAUAUGGGAAUUCCUUUUUGGCAGUUCGCUUACACAGAAUGUGGGAUACCAGAUUCCAGCAAGAUGCUUUUUCGUUUAAUGGCUCCUAGUAUAAUUCCAACAGAUGAAAAAAUUGAAGAUGGUAGAAAGGAGAUGGAGAAACUCAGGAAUCAAGGAAACUCUGAAAAUAUUCCCAAUAAAAUUGAUGUUGGUAUAUUCAGGACAUAUUAUAGAACUUCAGCUCCGAAUGCUUCUAGUAUAAUUGAGCAAACAAAUUCAACCAUCAUCUCCAAGAAAAAAACAACUAAUAAAGCCAGACACCUGACAACACUUAUUAAAAAGAGUCAAUUUAGGAAGCAAUUAGAUGCAAAUUCACAUUGAACACCUAAUUUUCCAGGAACCCCAUGUUGAUCAAAGGAAAAGAAAACACUAUACAUAUAUUUUCAUAUUUUAUUGAUUUACAUUUCAGCAAAACACAUUAAACAUAUUCCUUAU